Messenger RNA from Menidia menidia (Atlantic silverside), 513 nucleotides. Lineage: Eukaryota; Metazoa; Chordata; Actinopteri; Atheriniformes; Atherinopsidae. The record is from the annotation of a GenBank genome assembly.
AUGAAGAUGCUCUGGCUGACUCUGCUGGCCCUGCUGAUGCCCACACACAUCUUUGUGGGGGCUUCACCUCUCCGCGCCCCCAUACCCGCACCGCAGCCCACCGCUGGACCCUCUGAAUCAGACCAGGAGUUUGCACAGUUGUUUUUUAUCCUAUUCUGUUUCCACCUGAUUGACAUGAGGGGCGCUUUGCAGGAAUACCUGCAGCACUUCUAUGGCUACCGUUCCGAGGCAGGAAGACACAGGAGGUCUGCGGCUUCUGGGGAAGAGCUGGACUUCACGAAUGGGCUGUGCGAUGCAGUCAAGAAGAUGCAGAGCUUCUUCGGCCUGCCUCCAAGCGGGGAGCUCUCCCAGGAGACUCUUGUGGUUAUGAAAAAGCCGCGCUGCGGUUUGUCUGAUGUGGAGCACUUUGGGGAAACAGUUCGCUGGAAGGGGAGAACGCUCAGCUACAGGUUGGAAGGCAAUAAGAAUGACGGGAAUGGGAGGAUGGUUAUGUGCUGCAGACGGUCUGGGUGA